GGCGAGUUGUCUCACCUCGCUGAGGUGGCUGCAGUCCAGGUUCUUCUGGCUCUGACUCCACUGCAAACAUCUGCCCUGGCAGCCGUUCAUCCCGCUCGGUGUCUGUGUGUACCUGGAAAGAGGACUGAAUACUGAAAGCACAAGAAGCAGGAGAAGGCUCAGGGAAGGGACAAUGAUCAGGCCAGCACACUGCUUGUCAUCCUCUGAUUCCCCACAAAAUCUUUCCAGAAAGUUGGAUUUUACCUUAACAUGGGUGUGUCUGGAUUCCACCUUCUGAGGAGAAAACCUGCCCUGCUUCUGCAUUCCGCUUCCUGAGGGGAAACCUGCCCUGCUUCUGGAUUCCACUUCCUGAGGAAUCCCAGUAGCUAGGCAGCCUCCCUCUUUUCUUUCCCUCCUUCCUUCCUUCCACCUCUUCGCUAUGUAGGAAGGGAGAGGCAUCAAUGGAAAGGCUGAAAUACGCGUAGAUGGACUUUCGGAUGCAUUUUUUCUUGAAAGAGGAAGAUAAAUCCCGCUUGCCAGUGCACUGACUUUUGUUGGUGUUGCAUCGCUUGGUAAAAAUGGGGUUCACUCACUCCAGCUGAAUCCUUGGAGCAUUCCAGAGAGUUGCUGCAGUGAAGGAGUUAUCUUUAUUUUUUGCAUCAGAGGAGCUGCAUUGAUGUUAACCAUUUUUUUGUAAAAUGGAGAACGAGAUCUUCACACCCCUUCUGGAGCAGUUCAUGUCGAGCCCUCUUGUCACCUGGGUGAAGACGUUCGGACCGCUGGCUGGAGGAAAUGGGACCAACCUGGAGGAAUAUGUGGCACUGGUGGAUGGAGUGUAUCUGAACGAAGUCAUGCUGCAAAUCAAUCCAAAGUCUGCUAAUCAGAGGAUAAACAAAAAAGUAAACAAUGAUGCAUCAUUAAGGAUUCAAAAUUUGUCUAUUUUGGUGAAACAAAUAAAAACUUACUAUCAGGAGACUUUGCAGCAGUUGAUCAUGAUGUCUUUGCCAAAUGUGCUAAUAAUUGGCAAAAAUCCUUUUUCUGAGCCAGGUACUGAAGAAGUAAAAAAGCUCCUCCUGCUUUUGCUUGGUUGUGCAGUUCAGUGUCAGAAAAAAGAAGAAUUUAUUGAAAGAAUCCAAAGUCUGGAUUUUGAUACCAGAGCAGCUGUUGCAGCCCAUAUUCAGGAGGUAACUCAUAAUCAGGAAAAUGUGUUUGACCUGCAGUGGAUGGAUGUCAUUGUGCUGACACAAGAGUAUGUUGAGCCUCUCCUGAAAAAUAUGGCAUUGCAUUUAAAAAGGCUUAUAGAUGAAAGAGAUGAGCACUCAGAGACCAUCAUCGAGCUGUCGGAGGAGCGGGACUGUCUCCGGUUCCUGCCGCACGCCUCGGCCGCGCAGUCCCCGUGCGGCUCCCCCGGCAUGAAGCGCACCGAGAGCCGGCAGCACCUGAGCGUGGAGCUCGCCGACGCCAAGGCCAAGAUCAGGAGGCUCAGGCAGGAGCUUGAGGAAAAGACUGAGCAGUUGCUUGACUGUAAACAAGAGCUGGAACAGAUGGAAGCUGAACUGAAGAGACUUCAGCAAGAGAACAUGAACCUGCUGUCGGACGCGCGCUCUGCCCGGGUGUACCGCGACGAGCUGGACGCGCUGCGGGAGAAGGCGAUCCGCGUGGACAAGCUGGAGAGCGAAGUCAGCCGCUACAAAGAGAGGCUCCAUGACAUUGAGUUCUACAAAGCCAGGGUGGAGGAGUUAAAGGAAGACAAUCAAGUGUUGCUAGAAACCAAGACAAUGUUGGAAGAUCAGUUAGAGGGGACCCGAGCUCGUUCAGAUAAACUGCACGAGUUGGAAAAGGAGAAUUUACAGCUGAAAGCUAAAUUGCAUGACAUGGAGAUGGAGCGUGAUAUGGACAGAAAGAAGAUUGAGGAGCUCAUGGAGGAAAAUAUGACCCUAGAAAUGGCUCAGAAGCAAAGUAUGGAUGAGUCUUUGCAUCUUGGCUGGGAGCUGGAGCAGAUAAACAGGACUACUGAACUUUCUGAAGUGCCACAGAAAUCACUGGGCCAUGAGGUGAAUGAGCUGACAUCCAGCAGGUUACUGAAGCUGGAAAUGGAAAACCAAAGUUUGCUGAAGACUGUGGAAGAGCUGCAAAGUGCAGUGGGCUCUGUGGAAGGCAGCAGUUCAAGGAUUCUGAAAAUGGAAAAAGAAAACCAAAGACUUAGCAAGAAGCUUGAAGAGCUGGAGAAUGAAAUUAGCCAAGAGAAACAAAGUCUUCAGAACAGUCAAAAUCAGAGUAAAGAUUUGAUGAAAGAAAAAGCCCAGCUUGAAAAGACACUUGAAGCACUUCGAGAGAACUCCGAGCGACAAAUUAAACUCUUAGAACAAGAAAAUGAGCACUUGAAUCAAACUGUGGCUUCUCUAAGGCAGCGCUCACAAAUCAGUGCUGAGGCAAGAAUGAAAGAAAUUGAGAAGGAAAAUAAAAUCCUCCACGAGUCUAUCAAAGAGACCAGCAGUAAGUUAAAUAAAAUUGAAUUUGAAAAAAAACAAGUCAGGAAAGAACUGGAGCACUACAAAGAGAAAGGGGAGAGGGCAGAAGAAUUAGAGAAUGAGCUGCAUCGUCUGGAGAAGGAAAAUGAGUUAUUACAGAAGAAAAUCACCAACCUAAAAAUCACUUGUGAGAAGAUCGAGGCCUUAGAACAAGAGAACUCUGACCUGGAGACAGAGAACAGAAAGCUGAAAAAAACCUUGGAUAGCCUGAAAAACCUCACUUUUCAAUUGGAGUCCUUAGAAAAGGAGAAUUCCCAACUCGACGAAGAAAAUUUAGAGUUACGGAGGACAAUUGAAUCCUUGAAGUGUACAAGCAUGAAAGUGGCACAGUUACAGUUAGAAAAUAAGGAGCUAGAGAGUGAAAAGGAGCAGCUCAAAAAAAGCCUUGAACUGAUGAAAGCCUCUUUUAAGAAGACUGAACGCUUGGAAGUCAGUUACCAAGGCCUGGACACAGAAAACCAAAGGCUACAGAAAGCCCUGGAAAACAGCAAUAAGAAGAUUCAGCAAUUAGAGAGUGAAUUACAAGAUUUAGAGACUGAAAAUCAAACCCUGCAAAAGAACUUGGAAGAGUUAAAAAUCUCCAGUAAGCGCCUGGAGCAGUUGGAAAAGGAGAAUAAGUUGUUAGAACAAGAGACUUCUCAACUGGAAAAGGAUAAGAAACAGCUGGAAAAGGAAAAUAAAAGGCUUCGACAGCAAGCAGAAAUUAAAGAUAGUACCUUAGAAGAAAAUAAUGUCAAAAUCAGUAAUCUGGAAAGGGAAAAUAAAUCUCUAUUUAAAGAAAUAGUUGUGUAUAAAGAGUCCUGUCUGCGCCUUAAAGAACUGGAAAAGGAAAACAAGGAACUGGUGAAAAGAGCUACCAUUGAUAAAAAAACCCUGGUCACUUUGAGAGAGGACUUGGUGAAUGAGAAAUUGAAGACUCAACAGAUGAACAAUGAUCUGGAAAAACUGGCCCACGAGCUGGAGAAAAUUGGCUUGAACAAGGAGCGUCUCCUGCACGAUGAGCAGAGCAGUGAUGACAGUAGGUACAAGCUUUUGGAGUCCAAGUUAGAAUCCACGCUCAAGAAGUCUCUGGAAAUAAAAGAAGAAAAAAUUGCUGCUUUGGAAGCUCGUUUGGAAGAAUCAACAAAUCUAAACCAGCAGCUGCGUCAGGAGCUGAAAACAGUGAAGAAGAACUAUGAAGCUCUCAAGCAGAGACAAGAAGAGGAAAGGAUGGUUCAGAAUUCUCCUCCAAGAAGUGGAGAAGGAAAUCAGUCUGUCAAUAAGUGGGAGAAAGAAAAUCAGGAGACUACUAGAGAAUUAUUGAAAGUUAAAGAUAGAUUGAUCGAGGUGGAGAGGAAUAACGCGACGCUGCAGGCGGAGAAGCAGGCGCUGAAAACGCAGCUCAAGCAGCUCGAGACGCAGAACAACAACCUGCAGGCCCAGAUCCUGGCCCUGCAGAGACAGACUGUGUCCCUGCAGGAGCAAAACACAACUCUGCAAACUCAGAAUGCCAAGCUGCAGGUUGAGAAUUCCACGCUGAACUCCCAGAGCACGUCCCUGAUGAACCAGAACGCGCAGCUGCUGAUCCAGCAGUCGGCCCUGGAGAACGAGAACGAGGCGGUGCUGAAGGAGCGCGAGGACCUGAAGGGGCUCUACGAGGCCCUGCUCAAGGACCACGAGCGCCUGGAGCAGCUGCACGAGCGCCAGGCCGCCGAGUACGAGUCCCUGAUCGCCAAGCACGGCAGCCUCAAGUCUGCCCACAAGAACCUGGAGGUGGAGCACAAGGACCUGGAGGAUAGGUACAAUCAAUUGCUGAAACAGAAAGUGCAGCUGGAAGAACUAGAGAAGGUUCUCAAGACAGAGCAGGACAAAAUGCUGCAGCAAAGCGAGAAGCAUGAAACUGUGGCAGCAGAAUAUAAAAAGCUUCGGGAUGAAAAUGAAAGGCUCACUCACACGUACACUCAGCUCCUGAGGGAGAAUGAGGUGCUACAGACUGACCACAAGAAUCUGAAAACAUUGUUGAACAAUUCCAAACUGGAGCAAACUCGGUUGGAAGCUGAGUUUUCCAAACUCAAAGAACAGUACCAGCAACUGGAUAUUACAUCAACAAAGCUGAAUAAUCAGUGUGAGCUGCUCAGCCAACUUAAAGGAAACCUGGAGGAGGAAAACAGACACCUGCUGGAUCAAAUCCAGACCUUAAUGCUGCAGAACAGAACGUUACUGGAGCAGAACAUGGAAAGCAAGGAUCUCUUCCAUGUAGAGCAAAGGCAGUACAUUGACAAACUGAACGAAUUGAGGCGGCAGAAGGAGAAACUGGAGGAGAAGAUAAUGGAUCAGUAUAAAUUUUAUGAGCCAUCCCCACCAAGAAGAAGGGGCAACUGGAUCACCCUGAAGAUGAGGAAGCUGAUCAAGUCCAAGAAGGACGGGAACCGCGAGCGCCUCAAGUCGGUGACGCUGACGCCCACGCGCUCCGAGUCCAGCGAGGGAUUCCUGCAGCUGCCCCACCAGGACAGCCAGGACAGCUCCUCUGUGGGCUCCAACUCCCUGGAGGAUGGGCAGACCCUGGGCACCAAAAAGAGUAGUAUGGGUGCACUGAAAAGACUGCCCUUUUUGAGGAACAGACCGAAGGAAAAAGACAAAAUGAAGGCCUUCUACCGUCGCUCCAUGUCCAUGAAUGACCUGGUGCAGUCCAUGGUCCUGGCAGGAGGACAAUGGACAGGUAGUUCUGAGCAUCUGGAGGGUCCUGAUGAUAUAUCCACGGGUAAAAGGAGGAAGGAAUUGGGAGCUAUGGCCUUCUCUACUACAGCUAUCAACUUUGCCACUGUCAACUCCUCCACAGGCUUCAGAUCCAAGCAGUUGCUAAAUAAUAAAGAUACUACAUCCUUUGAAGAUGUAAGUCCACAAGGUAUUAGUGAUGAUUCUAGUACAGGAUCAAGAGUUCAUGCUUCCAGACCAGCCAGCCUUGAUAGUGGCAGGACAUCCACUAGCAAUAGCAAUAACAAUGCUUCACUCCAUGAAGUCAAAGCAGGUGCAGUGAACAGCCAGAGCAGGCCCCAGAGCCACAGCAGUGGGGAGUUCAGCCUGCUCCAUGAGCACGAGGCCUGGUCCAGCAGCAGCAGCAGCCCCAUCCAGUACCUGAAGGGCCACACCAGGUCCAGCCCUGUGCUCCAGCACAGGACGCCCGAGGCGCCCGAGAGUCGCGGCAAAGCCACCAAAACGGGCUCCCCUGGCAGUGAGGUGGUCACCCUGCAGCAGUUCCUGGAAGAAAGCAACAAGAGGAACUCCAGUGAGAUGAAGUCUGCAAGUGAAGAGAACCUUUUAGAUGAAGUGAUGAGGAGCUUGUCUGAGUCUGCGGAGCUGGCAGGGAGGGAGAAGCUGCGAAAGCAGCCGGCAGCUGGCUGUGGGAUCGUGAGAUCCCUGAGUGUCAGAAACACAGGGGAUUUCUCAGAUGGACGAUCCCUCAAACCAGAGCAGCUGGUGAGGCCCAGCCUCCGGAAGGCUGAAGAUCUCUACUUCAGCAGCUCUCCAAUCAAAUUCACCCCCGGCGCCCAGGGGAAGGCCCGGUCCGUGAAAGAAAAGAUCCAAGCGACUGUGACCCAGCGACAAUCCAGGGACUGCAACCCCUACGCCACCUUACCUCGUGCCAGCAGCGUGAUUUCCACGGCAGAAGGAACCACACGAAGGACAAGCAUCCAUGAUUUUUUGUCUAAGGACAGUAGGCCGCCCGUGCCCGUGGAUGCAGCCCCGGCUGACAGGAGUGCUCCGCCCAGCUCCAGUGAGUACUCGGCACUGCGGGUGUCCUCUCCUUGUGUUCACUGUGUGCCUGCCAGGGGGGAGCGUGGCCCGCAGGGCGAGGCGGCUCCCACGCUCGCACCACGCCAUGUAGGAGGUAACUCUGAGCUUGCCAAGCCUUCCAGGAUGGAAAGGCCGGGUUGUCGUGAGAGGACUUUGCCGAGCGCGGGGGUGUUCUGGGAUAAAGCCAGCGGAUCUGGGAGUGGCGGUGCAGGGUCCUUCGCUGCGCCCCAGCCCUUCUUAUCCCUCAACACCGAGUUAGUCAGCAAUAUCAGUGGAUUGCCCCCGAGAUCCUCCUCCAAAGCAGCUGACCAGGCAAAUGUGUCGGCGUUUAGGUCAGUGCUGAGGAGCCAGGAGCAGCCUUGUGCUGCUCCAAAGGCUCAGGGUGACCCUCGGGCAGCUCUGACCGGGGACCCUGUCCCGGCCCCCGGCCCUGGCGAGGCCCAGUCCCCGCUGCUGGUCUCGGAAGAUAACCAGACCCUGUGGUAUGAGUAUGGCUGUGUAUGAAAGAAAGCUGUAUUAUUAAAUAUUUAUGUCUAACAUGCCAUAAAGGUGUUCUCCAUGUCCACUGGAUGACAGAGGAAACUUCCCUCCACUGAAGGAAUCAUUGCUGGUUUAUCCGCGGGGUGGUUGUUCCCUGCGGACGGCGGCUGUGGACUGUGGCAUGUUUGAACGUGGAAUUGUAACCCCACCAAAGUCUGCAUGAAACAUUAAUUGCACUGUGUAUAUUUUGCAUGCCUUUAUAAUACAAGCUCUAUUUUAAUUUGUCACGCAUUGCAAAUAUUUUGGUGUUUUCCUGUUGGUUACUGCUGCAUGUUAAAGCAAGAGCAUGCCCGGAACGGCGCAGGGAGCAGCAUUCCUGGGACAAGGACAGCACUGGCAGUGGAGCUCGAGCUCUCAGGGCUAUCAAUAAUACACUGAAUAUCUGCCUGGAGGGAAAAAAACCUUUUUUUCCCUCUUCUUUCAAAAAUGAAGUACUAAUGGUAAGAAGCAUUUGGAGAUAACUCAGUGUCUUCUUACCCUUUUCAUUUAUGCUGUGUCAUGGCAUAAAUGCACGAGGAACAAGUGCCCAGUAAUCCAAAUAAUUCAGUGCCUCUUAGUUUGCACAGUAAAUAUUAAUUACUGUCCAUACUGAGUAAUAAACACACACACCAUUCAUAAUCCCGAACAGAAAUGAUAGUUCUUACAAAGAGGUGAUAAAUAGUUGCAUGAUACACAGCACUUGUCAUGAAAAAAUGACCUUUUCCACCUUUUCCCUUUGAUCUGCUUUGUCUUUCCAGUCGUGGGUACAAUUGUGGUGAAUUGUUUGGUUUUAUCAGGGGUCAAGUAACAGGCUCCUUGUGAUGGAUAGGAAUAAAAAACUGUCUUGAGUAUGGUGGAAAUUCAUUUUUUCUUGUCAAUGGAAGUACCACUGAUGUAAUAAAAAACAAAUGGUGUAAAAAAAUAACAGAAAAUGUUAAAGUGAUGCAGUUAAAUAAAAGAAAAAAUAAAGUUGUUGCAAGGUUAUGGGAGGAUAUGAAUACUUCAGCAAAUAACUCCUUAAAUUCCAGAUGAGCAGCUAAAGAGAAAUGUUGAAAAGUAAUUAGUUAAUGUGCCACUGUCUCUGCACAUGCUUGAAACUUCUCAAUGGUAAAUUCAAAGAGAGUUUAAAAUUGUAUCAGAUUUAAGCUAUAAUUACACUAGGCUUUGGACAUGAGCACUUCUUUGCAAGAGGACAUUGUUAUGGCAGUUAUUGGAGCUAAAGUACAUUAUAAAAAAUUUGAAUGACAGUAUAGCUAGAGGAAAAAUAAUUAAAAUUGAAAAUAUACAUUGAAAAACAACAAGUGUCACAUUCUGUUUUGUACAAACGCAUUUAUUCUGCCAACAGUUUUGUGGCAGUCACAGAACCACUGUGUGGGCUGGACUUUUAAUUCCUCAGUGCUUAGUUAGUGAGGGGCAGUGAAUCCAUAGCUCCCCAAGGAGGACUCCAUGUGGGAGUCUGGAAGGGUUCUGUUUUUUAUGGGAUGGGAAGCCCUGCAGUUCAGGAGCGAGGGGAGGAUAUUGAAUGUCUGUGGAGAAUAAAAUGACUGAUGGAGGGUGUGACACAGUCCUUCCCUCAGGUCUGUAGCACUCAUUGUUAUUGGGCUGACAAAUCCUUUACUUCUCCCAGGACUAGGCACUGUCAGCUAUUGCUGUGUUCCCUCUGAGCUAUCUCAGCAGCAAAAGAAUGAGAAAUCUGAGCUAUAUAAUCUCAAUUUCACACAGGUUUACUCUCACAGAGCAAGAGCAGUGUUCUAGUCUUGGGUCAUGCAUUUGACUUCUCUCCAGCUCAUCUGUAGGUGUGUUGGGAUUAGGUUGGAGGUGAAGAGCAGCAGCAUCCCAAGCAAUGUGUGCAUAAGGCAGAAUUACAAUCCCAGAGAGCCCUUAAUACAAACUCAUCCUGUGCUGCCAGGGUCUGGCUCUUCUUCCCUGUGCCCUCAGAGCCACUGGUCAGAACAAGGUGUGUGGCUGCUUUAAUCAGCUCUGGCUGCAGAGCCCUUGAGUGUGGUGUUGCCUCCUCCUCUUGCUUAGGUUCUUAGACAGUCACCUACAAAAACUUCCAGUAUUGUCCUCAGCUUCCCUCUUAAACCCCAAGGGCUUUGGAAUUGCCAAGCAUGAGUGCCCUGGAGCACCAGUGCCUCCAGUCUGCUGGAGUUGGAGACUGAGCUGGUCCAGCUCAAGCCGCUCUGCACUGGUUUAUAAAUUUGCAAGGAAUUGCCUUUCAGUUCUGAGGAGAAUAACUUGUUUUGUUCCACUGAGUUCAGCAGCAGCAGAAUGUUCUGCAAGAGAGUGUUUAAUGGCUCUGAAUAACGUCUUAUCAAAUUUGUUUGUUACAUAUGAAAAAAAAGAACAUGUUGUCAUGGACAGAAGGAUCUUUUUUGUCCUUCACUUUUUGGAUGUUCGUGGAUGUCUGCCUAUGUUCAAGUAGUGGAAGGUUCCAUGGAGUUCAUUCCAUUCCCAAUCUCUGCUGCUCCUCAGCCACAUGUGCAGGGCAGGAUGGAGCCCUUGCUUAUUCCUUGGUUCCUGCUGCCUUGGGCAGUGCUAAGUUAGGACUUUGCAUGAUACUGAUAAACACUAAAUAUGUGGCUGCUGCCCAGAAAGGUUUUGUUGUUCAGGCUCAGCCGUUUGCUCACAGUUGAGGCUUGCCUGGCUCAGGGUUUGCCUGGCUCAGGGUUUGCUUGAUGCUUUGCUUUCAGUGACUGGUGAAUUCAGAUGCUGCAUUUUGCAUGUUCAGGCUGUUGCAUGCAAAGACAGUUUUGUGCUUUGUGGAGCUGAAUGUGAACGUUCCUGUCGGUGUGCAGCAGGUCAAAACACAAUGAAAGAAGUUCUCUGCUAGGGCCAGUCAGCUGUGAUUGCACCUCAGUAUUGCUUUUUAUUUCCAUUCAUGCAGAAAUGUAGGGUUGGUGUAGCUAAAGGUGACAUGUAUCUGACUGUGGCUUUAGGAAUAAUACCUGGCUGUUGUAAAUGCUGAGAUGAAUGUCAGUGAGUGUAGAUGAGCAGGCACUUGGAGUGAAUUUCUUCUGUCCCUCUCCUCUGUCCUUUCCUCCUAAAAACAACCAGAAAGUGUUUAUGUAUCCUUUUGCUCUCCUAAUGAGUAGAAUGUGUUUUAAUGCAUGAGGGGUUUUUUUCAUGUCCUGAUAAACACAAUGAAUAACCUGAAAUGCUUUUCUCUGCAGAUGUGGAAGCUAUCCCAGAAAGCAGAAAUUCAAAAAGCAGGUCUAGGGAGCAACAAAGCUCCUAAUUCUAUUACCCACUACCUGAGCUGUGGGCCAAGUGGUGAGUUUCCUGCCCAGCCUGUAAAUGAGAUGAAUUUCAUUUACAACAAACUAACAGCAUUCCAUCUCAGCCCCAGAGCACAUUGCAUUAACCAGAUGUAAAUCCUGCUUGCUUCCCUGGCUUCUCUCGCGCUCACUCGUUAGCCCGGGGCCGGUGGCUCUCCAGAGCUUCUUCCAGAGGCAGGGAACCUCACCCUGCUCAGCCUUUUGCCUGUAAAAAUGACAUUUAUUUUUAUUUUUCCAAUCUCCUGAAGAAGAAAGUUCAAAGAAAUCCCAUUAAGAAAUAAUACUGUAGUCAGUUUUUUAGACAGGGACAGGUAAAUCUGAAAGAACAGUUGAACAAAACUCCGAGUAUUCAGUACCCCACGGAAUCUGUCUUUUUAUAAAGCUUGGUUUUGGUGUUCUGUCCUCUUCUCCACCUCCCUGAGCCCCUUUGGUGCAUGCUGUUAGUGCUGUUAGUGACUGAACUCUGUGUGUUGUGCUUCUACACUUGAAGCUUUUUCUUACACUCUUUUCUCUUUCUGCCUUUUGACUGACCACAGAGAGAAAAGUGUCCUUCAGUAUCUCAGUGUGAAGCCUUUAUAUCUGAAGUAACAAGACAGCGACUGUAGGAAUCAUUAAUAAAAAUUAAGGGAAUUUUUUACAUUCUUCGUGACUAGAGCAGGCAAGAAAUAAAAACCUACCUACCUACCUUCCUUCCUUCCUUGAAUCAAGGAGCUCUACUGGAGUCUACUGCCGAAAAUGUGUAGAUGGUCUUAGGAAUUAUUGCACAUUGCACUGUUAAGAUCUACUGAAUAAAGGACAGUUCUCAUCUCCCUAAGGACCAAGGAUUUUAAGGUCUCGAGAAUUACUCCAGGGGAAAAAAAAUAAAACAAAACUUCUUUCAUCUUCUGUUUUUGAAAUUAGCCACUGAUUUGCUUAAGCUUCUGCUAAUAAUUAGCCAAAAACCCCCAAAACUAGCAGUUUCUAUUUACGUCUGUAAAUCUAAAGGAAAUGCUGUAGAAUUUUGUUGAAAUGGACUGUAUAUACAGAUACAAAAACCUCACAGCUCCUGGCACUUCACUGCCUUAUUUGGUUAGCAUAAUCUGCAUGAAAUUGCUCUUAAGAAAGUUUAUGCUGAUUUUUGUUGCAUACUGCAAGAGAAAAAUUUGUUUACAUCCGUGGAAAAGCUUGGUAACUAACAGAAGUGGGAGUCAUGGGAUAAUGGUAUUAUAGAGACAUUGUUUGUCCUUUGUGUUUUUCACAUUCCCGAGUUACUCUGCAUAUGUAUGUUCAGAUGUUUCUGACAGGACAUUGUCGGGUAUGGUUUUUCUAUAACUUUUAUUUUAAUAUAAGGCUGUUUUCCACAAAUGCCAUUUCCAGGAAAGACUGUCUUACGAUGUUUGUGUAUUGACUAAUUUUUUUUUUUUUUUUUUACUGUUCGUCUUUUGACAUGAGCUGAUUGUGGCUUAGGAGGUUUCUUGAUGGCAAAAAGAAAUGUAAAUAAUAUCACAUGCAUUUUACAAUCAGUUCCCUCUAAAGUUAUCUUUUACUAGAUACAUUUUGUUCAUUAUUGAUUUAUAUUAAAGUCAACAAACAUUAUUGGUACAUUUGGUGGUCGCAUAUAUUUGUUUGGAAAGAUUUGCAGCGAGCUCAGAGAAAGUUGAUGGGAACUGAGACCCAAAACGAGUUGUUCUAUUUUAUUAAAGCCAGUAAGCACAUUCCUGUUCCUCAUGUAAAGGGCUGAGUUCCCUGUGUCACCUCCAAGUGUCCAGCAGGCAUAAUGUCACCUGCAGCUUCCUCAGAAGGUGAGCCCCACUGCUGAAGGCAGUUCAACAGAUUCAGAAGCUUGAAAUCUUCUCAAAAAGGGGAAAAAAGAGGCAUGGGCAAUAAGCUUUAGAAGGGGAGAUUUUCUGUUUGUUUUCUUGAAAAUAAGUUUCUUCUGAAAUUUUCUUUGUGGUAAAAUGGGCUCAAAGAUCUUAGGGCAUAACGGGUAUGACAGAAAAUUCAAAGGCCAUAAAGAUCAGGAAAAUCUCUUCAUUCUGAAUGACAAUGGGCUCAAGCUCAUUUCAGGGCCUGGGUUCUCCUCACUCUCUGCUGACAGAGGACUGAUGCAGCUCAAACCCCCCAGCCAGAACCGUUUGUCACGUUACUGUUACAGACCCCGGAGAUUGAAACUGCAGUGCCAAAUGCUGCCAGGAUCCCAGCUGGGUGGCUGUGUCUGGGGACACUCACUGUCACUGCCAUGACUCUGGCACACACUCUGUGUGUGGAGCACUGCUGGGCACAUGGAAGUGCCCUCAGCACAGCUGGAUGUGUCCUUUCCAUCACGCAGGGAUCCCCUCCCGCUCCACUGACCAGCUCAGCUCGCUCAAGCUGCCUGCUUUGCUUUGCUUUGCAGAGAAGUUCCCUGGCACUCGAGCAGUCAGGUGGCUCUCUGUGCUCUGCCAAUUCCCCUUUCCUUCUUCUUUUCUUAACCUUCCCAGUCUGUGCCCUUAGAGGGAAAUAAAAAACCAAAUUUAACCUGGGAGCAGCUUCUCAGUUCCUGCUGCUCCCAAUGCCAGGGAUGCACAUGGCAGCUUUGUACCCCAGGGAUCCCAAACCCAGCACUGCCAGUUCCAGGUUACAGAGGAGGUUCUCAUGCCAUACAAUGUGUAUGUUCUAUUUACUUUUCUGAUAGUCUCUGAAGAUUUAGUAACAUUCCCAGCACCUGUUAUUAUUAUCAUAAUUUCUAAAUUUUGUCCAGGACAUGAUGCAGCCUAACAAAGGGAGCUCAUGUGUGAUUUUUAGGGGUAGCUGAUGAUGUAUAUGUAAAUAAUGCUUUGAUAUUAAUAAAACUGCCUUAAAGGAAUGUACCAAGGUGUGAACCAGAACUUAAAAAGCUCUUAUUUAAAAUUGUAAUUUCCUUUACAUAUUGAUUUUUUUAAUGUUUGCCAUUGUAUACAUUUAUUAAUGAUGUUAUUAAAAUGCCAAACCAAAUAAUUUUUAUUCUUAUUUUGUGUGUGUGUAUUUAUACACACUUUUUUCUGGAAACUGAUGUUACUGGAAGGGUAUUGGUGUCGUGGUGAUGUGUGCAGUGAGUAUUUCUUCUGGAAGGAAACUGGUAAAACUGUAGCAGAA
This is a messenger RNA of Haemorhous mexicanus (house finch), 13174 nucleotides long. It is a transcript of the gene CCDC88A, whose product is annotated as coiled-coil domain containing 88A. Gene Ontology annotation, cellular component: centrosome; cytoplasm. Gene Ontology annotation, molecular function: dynein light intermediate chain binding; microtubule binding. Bases 678 to 6788 code for a protein of 2036 amino acids. Gene Ontology annotation, biological process: cytoplasmic microtubule organization; cytoskeleton-dependent intracellular transport. The transcript has 33 exons. Lineage: Eukaryota; Metazoa; Chordata; Aves; Passeriformes; Fringillidae. The record is from RefSeq and is a predicted model, not a curated record.